GCGGCCGGAGCGGAGAGUGAUGCUAACAAACAUGGCCAAGUGUCUGUUUUCCUUCGGCGUCCACGGGACUUGUAGUGUUUUUGAGACCUAUCCGAGACUAUGACCCCCCCUUGAAAACAAUUUAGCAGCCCCCCUCCCCGAGCUCCCUGUUGCGUAAAAGAACUACGAUUCCCGUGGAACUGCGAUCAAUUUUCUGUUAAUGUCAAUAUGGCUGCUGUCAGACAGACAAAGGCAAGUCAGUCUCGUCUCCAAGCGAAAUCAAAUUAGGUGGCGAAAAGAAGGCGGCAAGGCUGUAAAACAGUUGGCGCAUGUUCAGUGUCGGGACUACGCGAACGGAUUUACUUUAGGACUAAUAUAUUAUCCCGUUAUUAAAUGGUGUGGUGGACGGAGGCCAUAGAUCCACAGACCAAGAAUGUCACACUACACGGACGAGCCACGCUUCACCAUCGAGCAGAUCGACCUGCUGCAGCGGCUGCGGCGGACCGGUAUGACCAAGCAGGAGAUCCUGCACGCGCUCGAUACCCUGGACCGGCUGGACCGCGAGCAUGGGGAGAAGUUUGGCCGGCGGCCCGCCUAUGGAGGGGGCGGAGGCGGGGGUGCCUCAGCAGCCAGCAACACUGCCUCCACCUCGUCUGCCACCCCAUCCUCAAAUAACACACCGGCAUCUUCCUCCACCGCCACCGCAGCGACGCAGACGCAGUACCGUGGCAGCGCCGGCAGCCUCUCCCCUUCACCCAGCAAUAGCUACGACACCUCGCCACCUCCGCCGCCGGCCCCGGCCGCCGUCUCCCUCGCCGUGGUGACGCAGAACGGCCGCGAAGCCCUCUCUGCGGUCCCCAACGGGAAGCUGUCCCCUCCUCGCUAUCCGGUCAACAGUGCAGCGGCACGGGGCUACGGCUUUGAGGCCACAGAGGAGGAGCUGGACAUCGACGACAAAGUGGAGGAGCUCAUGAGGAGGGACAGUAGCAUCAUCAAGGAGGAGAUCAAAGCCUUCUUGGGCAAUCGUCGGAUCUCCCAAGCGGUCGUGGCCCAGGUCACAGGUAUCAGCCAAAGUCGGAUCUCCCACUGGCUACUGCAGCAGGGUUCAGACCUCAGUGAACAAAAGAAGAGGGCUUUCUUUCGCUGGUACCAGAUGGAGAAGACCACCCCCGGGGCCACACUGACCAUGCGGCCUGCCCCCAUGGCACUGGAUGAGGUGGAAUGGAGACAGACGCCUCCCCCAAUCAGCUCCACACCCGGAAGCUUCCGCCUUCGCCGGGGAAGCCGGUUCACCUGGAGGAAAGAGUGUCUCGCUGUGAUGGAGAGCUACUUCAAUGAGAACCAGUAUCCCGAUGAAGCGAAGAGGGAGGAGAUCGCCAAUGCUUGCAAUGCCGUCAUUCAGAAACCAGGGAAGAAGCUGUCUGACCUGGAAAGAGUCACUUCCCUCAAGGUCUACAACUGGUUUGCCAAUCGGCGAAAGGAGAUCAAGAGGAGAGCCAAUAUUGAAGCAGCAAUCCUGGAGAGCCAUGGGAUAGACAUGCAGAGCCCUGGCGGUCACUCUAAUAGCGAUGACAUCGACGGCAACGACUACUCCGAACAGGGCUGCGAUGUCACCUAUUUUGAAAAGAGACCAGCCCCCAGAUCCUUUGGUUUCAACAGAAUUGACCUGUCAUCACCCACACAGGAUGACAGCACCAGCCACAGCGACCACCAGGACCCCAUCACGCUCGCAGUGGAGAUGGCUGCCGUCAACCACAGCAUCCUGGCGCUGUCCCGGCAGGGCGGGGGCAGCGGUGGUGGCGGCGGCGGCGACAUUAAGACAGAGGUCCUGGAUGAUGACUGAAGGGGCCCCAGGAGUGGAGUGGGCAGGGUGGGGAGGGGUGUGGUGUGGAUGUGUGUGUGCGACAGUGUCCGACGUCGAGCGAGCGUGCAAUGUCGCCUCACGGCAGACGCAUUCUGUAAUGACCAAAUGACUAUGCGUAAUCCUUAAAUGUUAGAAGCUGUCAAUCCUUAAUUAACCUCCCCUGUUUUAUGUCAAAGGUGCCCGUAGUUGCCCCAUGGCAGGCACCCUCUGCAGGUUAAAUGUCUGUAAAACAGAAACAUAUAUGCUUGUGUGCGUUUUAACUAAAAGAAUAUUAGGUUUUUACAAAUUCCUCCGUACCUCCCCUAGGCAAUGGGUUGUAUGCCUUCUUCACUCUUCUCUCCUUACCGUACCCAAAUGCCUGGCAUAACAAACAACUGUGGACCCCUCCCCCAUCACUGUCCCAAAAACCCAUUCCACUCCCCCAUCCCCCCCAUUGUGUGGGAGGGGCUAAGGGAGAACGGCCCUUCUCUCUACCUCUCUUCCUGUUCUCAGAGCAGCAGUAUUAUUUGUUGUCGUUCCACCCCUCAGUGCUGUAGCUAUACUAGACACAAGAUGGCAACCGUCAUAUCUCAACAGGACGCGGUACAGUGUGGCGCGUGUGGGGCAGCCUUUAUCUCAGAUGGUCUCCAAAGGGGGAAGGAGAAUAGCCUGGUACAGAGGUUAGGGACACAUUCGUGUAUUAAUGCGUUUAGUCGACUGCCUGUAAGAAAACAACGUGAGCACUAAAAAUCUUUAACAUUUCUUUUUAUGCCCUAUUUUGCAUUCCAUUAUCCAGCAAAACCUGUGAAGUACUACAGGGCUGAUUUGCCAAAAUACAGCCUAGAGCUGUUCAAUACUCCAGUCCCCAAAUUAGUGUAUUUUAAAGAAACAUCAAGGUCCUGGUGUGAAAUGGUGAAAGGGCAGGGAGGAGGAUCUGUGCGUAUGUGAGAUAAGAUCAGGUCAGGCUGGUAGGGCAGUCCACCAGCUGAAACAUAAUGGUGUGCAUCUGUCACGGCCCCUGCAGCGAUAGCGGCAGGAGGAGGAGCGCUGUGUACUCUGCCGGGCUGAGGCGACCGCAUACGGUGUGUUCCUCAGUGGAUGCCUCUGGCCUUAAGCCGCACACUCUCUCUGACCAGCGUUUUAAAGAUGUUCACUGUACACAGAACUUCAGUGUGGGGCUGCAUCUGCUGUCGUCAGGCUGAUGCUUGUGUCACUAAAGUGGAAGGUUAGAUUACACACCAUAAUAUUGCCAAGAUAUUAGACAAGAAGAAAUCUCACGCCAAAGUGCUCAAAAUGCCUCCCCUCAAAGCUUAUUGGUCACUUGGAUUCAUUAAUGGGCGUAGGCUCUGGGGGGCCAGAUUGAAUCCUUGAAGAGGCCAAUUAACAUGUAGCAUGUCACCUUGGGUGGCCUUUUUUGAACUGACAAAAAAAUGAACUGUCAUCUGUGAAUCAGUGACUGUUAUUGAAAAUGUGUCAAAUAUAGCUAAGAAUAUUCUACAUGGUUUUGAAUGUUCUGUGGAAAUAGGUUAAGGGUGAUUAAAAAUGAAAAAAUAAAAUAAAAAUUACCUAGAUUAGCGCCUCCAUAGUCGAGUUUGGCCCCCUUGAGCUGUUAGGUAGAUGUAAGGGCAUGAGGUAGACUAGCUGAGACAGAUUGCGGAUGACCAGCUUUCUCUAGAUUCAGGGGAGCAGACCCUCUAAAAAUGCCCCCACAGACCGUGAUCCUUUAGCUCUUAGGAUGCUGCUUUUAAUGUAAAUGAACUGAUUUUUCUAACCUAAUGUUUUAGCUAUUGAAUGACAGCUAAGCUGACUAGUAAAUCUUCUCUGCUGCUUCAGAGCUUGGGAAUCUUUGAAGCUCUGCUAUUGACUAAUCUAGCGCUUGGUUCUAUAUCAAUCAUGUAUCCUAUGAAAAAAGACUGUUCCAGAACAUAACCUGACAAAGUGUAUUUAAUAAUUUUUUUUCUUCCUGUGUAAAAUUCUGCUAAGCAGAAAUGUAUAGAAUGAAAUGACACUUUUCUCGAUUCUAUAUUUUUUUUUUAUGUUUUAGUAUGUUUUUGAAGUUUUGUUUUUCAUUUUUUUGUUUACGAUUAAUUUUGUUUUGCCUUGGUUCCUAUCUGUUCAUCAGCCAUUUUAAUGUAAUGGCAAUCCAUCUGUGUUUUUAAUUGUAAUUGAUUGCUUAAUGACAAAGCAUCCGGUUCAGAGCACAGGGUACAGGAGAACGCCUGACCCUGACCAGACUUAGUGUAGAACCCACCUAGCUCAAGAGGUCAUUGGGGGGAACCUCAGUUUUUUUUAAAGUGGCAGUCCUCCCAGUGCAGCAGUGUGUAUGCAGUUUAAAACUGCCAUGUAUGAGGUUCAUGCAUUGGUUCACUCCAGGUACGGAAAUGCUGACACGUGUGGCUUCCCUUCCCACUGUUAAGCUAAUGAGGGAAGACGCAUCAACAGAAAAGAACAAGGGUGCUUAAAGACUAUUUUUAAAUACUAAUGUUGUUCUGCACUUUAAUUCUUACACAUCGCUACACGACCCACCGACCUGGGCCAGUUCCCUGUACUGUUUCUGGUGUCCAGCAAGCCAUAUUGAUACGUUUUUUGAUUUUUAUAUUUUUUUUCUGGCACAUACAGUACAAAAGUUGCAGUUGGACGGGUUUUUGGAAGCGGACUGGAGAUUCUGAAAGGGCCCAAACGCCAAACUACACUAAAGCUCUUCUGCUCCAUGUGACUGAUACUAGAGAAUGCAUGCAGUUAGAUCUGCUUAAACAUGAUUGCCAAGAAGUGUGUUGUGGCUGUGAUACGGCACAAGGUGGUGUCAAUUUUGUGCAGAGCUUCUUGUAUACUUAAGGCUUUCCUUUGACACAUAUGUUUCAUCCCUCUUCAGUAAGACAGCACAUCCUAUUCUUUGUGCUUAGUCUAGCUAAAGGACUGUUUUGCUUUCAGUCUGUGAAUUACAAGAACAUUUUUUCCCCUUCUCUAGGGGAAAAAAAAACUGCUUCUUAGGCAUGCAGUCCACAGGCCCUUGUACAAAAAUAGAAAUGCAAUCAAAUCACAAGAAACCCAUUUAGAAGGCUGGAGGUUUUGAGGAUAGCUUUGAAUAAAUGAACACAUAAAGCAUCCCCCUUGGACUGCUUCAGAAAAGGAUAGGAUAGAUGCCAUUACACUUGCGCCAAAUGAGACCUUUUGUGUGUAUUUAAAAUGUGUGACAAGGACAGUAAGCAAGUCACUGGGGUCUUGGCUCAGGGGUUGAUGUUCUGUGAUCAAGGUCAAGGGCUGUGUUUUUUUUCUGGGAGGGGGGAUGGGAAAUGGAAGGUGUGGCAACCCCUGACCUCUGAAGGGUUAUGUCGUCGUUAAUGUCCCAGGGUUCAGACUUCUCCUGUCCCUGCCAUUUGUCCUUGUUGAAUAUGUGUAAGGAAACGUAAAUAUAUAAAAAUAUAACAAAAAAAAAAGAUUAAAUGAAUCAUUGUUGUAUCAAUUUAAAAUAGUUUUAAAAAGUUCUGUAUCUCCUAUUUCAGAAUUUAGUGCCUUUUUUGGACAGUAGACUGUUCUGUAAUUAAAAUGUAGUAUACGGUAUAUAUGCUUUUGUUACUUUUGUUUUUGAAAUUUAACUUGUGUUUAUUUUAGUAUUGUACCUAUUAUAGAAUUAAAAAAUACUAUAUCAAUGAUAAA
Brienomyrus brachyistius is the source of this 5479-nucleotide messenger RNA. RefSeq names its product homeobox-containing protein 1-like. The record is from RefSeq and is a predicted model, not a curated record. NCBI's taxonomy places the organism in Eukaryota, Metazoa, Chordata, Actinopteri, Osteoglossiformes, Mormyridae. The transcript is spliced from 10 exons. Gene Ontology annotation, molecular function: double-stranded telomeric DNA binding. Bases 413 to 1822 code for a protein of 469 amino acids. Gene Ontology annotation, biological process: positive regulation of DNA-templated transcription. Gene Ontology annotation, cellular component: nucleus.